Molecule: messenger RNA, 324 nt
Organism: Lizanozyma spartinae
Lineage: Eukaryota; Fungi; Ascomycota; Pichiomycetes; Serinales; Debaryomycetaceae
Exons: 3
Coding region: 1-324 (107 amino acids)
Source: RefSeq, a predicted model, not a curated record
AUGGAGACAAUUCUCAAUUAUGAGGAAUUCUUAUAUUCCGAUUUGAUAUCACUGCCGUUACCAGAAAAUGUGUUGAAAGAAGGAGCUUUGAAGAAGACUAGUCGUGAGCCUCUUGUAGCGAAAAUUAAAUUCAAGGAAAAGAAAGCCAUGUUAAAUCAGAACCUAAACUCUGCUCUGAAAGACUUUGACCCUUCUUUUUUAUUAAAAAAUGUUUCAUUAUUUCAAGAAGAAAUCACCAGAAUCAUCGAUGUUCAUAAUAUCUUUGACGAGCUUGCUCUUGUUCGAUCUCGAUCGGCAAAACUAUACCAAUCAAAUUGUGCAUAA